Molecule: messenger RNA, 2712 nt
Organism: Pyrus x bretschneideri (Chinese white pear)
Lineage: Eukaryota; Viridiplantae; Streptophyta; Magnoliopsida; Rosales; Rosaceae
Product: kinesin-like protein KIN-13B
Exons: 12
Coding region: 262-2373 (703 amino acids)
Biological process (GO): microtubule-based movement
Molecular function (GO): microtubule motor activity; ATP binding; microtubule binding
Source: RefSeq, a predicted model, not a curated record
GUCCGCUAAAGUUCAGCUUAUUUAGCACACCAGAUUUUUUACUUUAAAAAAAUAAAAAUUAAAAAAAAUUGGAAAACUAUUCGGCGAGAAGCUUCGAGCUGUGAAAAAGGAGCCUCCCUUGCAGUAAUAAAUGAUCGAGAUUUUUUUGUGUGCUUGAAGAGAGAGAGAGAGAGAGAGAGAGAGAGAGAGGUUGAGGUUCCGAUCUGGGUUUUUGAUUGGAGGGUCCGAUUGAGAUUUGGAUCGGGUCGGAGUGAGAGAGAGAUGAACGGAGUUGGGAGGCAAGGGCAAAGAUCUGGUGCGGCGGGGGUGCACCACCAGCGGCAAUACUCUGAUAACUUCUUGGAGACUUCGUCCAAUGGGAGGUGGCUUCAGUCUGCUGGUCUUCAACACCUUCAGUCUUCUUCCAACUCAUCUGGUCCUCCUCCUCAGCAGGACUAUGGUUUCUAUGGUGGAGGUGGAGGAGGACCGCCUUCUAGAGUGUACCGGAAUGCGCAGAGAGGGUACAAUGAGUUUUAUGCGGAGGCUCCGUCGACACCUCCCUUCAAUUCCCGGAGGAAGAGCGACGAGGAGUCGCCCAAUGAAUUCAGUCCUGGACUCUUGGAUCUGCAUUCCUUUGAUACUGAGCUCAUUCCUGAUCUGCCAGUCUCUGGGUUGUACGAUGGUGCUUCUCUAUAUUAUCCUUCACGGGGAAGAAGCUUUGAUGAUUCUGAACCCUACAUUUCAAAUAACAAACAAAUAGAAAGGGCUCGGGUACCAGAAAACAACCUCCAGAAAAGUUUUGCUGCAGACAAAGAGAAAGCUAGUUCUGUAGCAAAGAUCAAAGUUGUGGUACGCAAGAGACCACUUAAUAAAAAGGAGUUAGCUAAGAAUGAGGAAGAUAUCAUAGAUACACUCUCAAACUCUGUCACAGUUCAUGAGACAAAGCUCAAGGUUGACCUAACAGAAUACAUGGAAAAGCAUGAAUUCGUGUUUGAUGCAGUGUUGAAUGAGGAAGUGUCCAAUGAUGAAGUUUAUCAUGAGACUGUGGAGCCCAUAGUUCCAAUAAUUUUCCAACGCACAAAGGCGACCUGUUUUGCAUAUGGACAAACUGGGAGUGGAAAAACUUAUACGAUGAAACCAUUGCCUCUUAAGGCAUCCCGAGACAUCUUGAGGUUGAUGCACCAUACUUAUCGGAGCCAGGGAUUUCAGCUGUUUGUGAGCUUCUUCGAAAUAUAUGGGGGGAAACUUUUUGAUCUCCUCAGUGAUCGAAAAAAGCUUUGCAUGAGAGAAGAUGGUAAACAACAGGUUUGUAUCGUGGGUUUGCAAGAAUAUAGAGUGUCAGAUGUGGAGACCAUUAAGGAGCUCAUUGAGAGAGGAAGUGCCACAAGAAGUACUGGUACAACUGGUGCAAAUGAAGAAUCAUCUCGUUCACAUGCAAUACUUCAGCUUGCUAUAAAGAGGUCAGUUGAUGGCAAUGAAAAGAAACCUCCUCGUCUUGUUGGAAAGCUGUCCUUUAUAGAUCUUGCUGGAAGUGAACGGGGUGCAGAUACUACAGAUAAUGAUAAACAGACAAGAAUGGAAGGGGCUGAGAUUAAUAAGAGCUUACUGGCAUUAAAGGAAUGCAUUAGAGCUCUUGACAAUGACCAGGGUCAUAUUCCUUUCCGAGGAAGUAAACUAACGGAAGUUCUUAGGGAUUCAUUUGUUGGUGACUCCCGUACUGUGAUGAUAUCGUGCAUAUCACCAAGCUCAGGAUCCUGUGAACAUACUCUCAAUACUUUAAGAUACGCUGACAGGGUCAAAAGCCUUUCGAAAGGGAACAACCCUAAGAAGGAUAUGUUACCUUCAACACUAAACCUCAAGGAAUCAACAAAUAUACCUCUAUCUUCAGCUUUGCCCACUGCUUCUGCCUACGAAGUUGACACAAAUGAUACAUGGACUGAACAAAUUGAAAAGGAGGAAUUUGAUGCAUCAGAAGAGUCUUAUUAUGAGGCCAAAACAUCAUGGAAGAGAAAUGGGAAGCUAGAGCAGUACAAUGUAUCAGCUACAGAGGACAAAGUACGUAAGCCCAAUGGUCAGACAAAAUCAGAACUGCCAAAGUUUCAUUCAAGGAACUCAAACUCAGAUGACGAUUUGAAUGCCCUGUUACAGGAGGAGGAAGAUCUUGUAAGUGCUCACCGGAAACAAGUUGAGGACACUAUGAAUAUUGUGAAAGAGGAGAUGAAUCUCUUGGUAGAAGCAGAUCAACCUGGGAAUCAGCUGGACGAUUAUGUUUCUAGACUGAAUGCCAUUCUAUCUCAGAAGGCUGCAGGCAUCCUGCAAUUACAAAAUCGUUUAGCUCAUUUCCAGAAGCGUUUAAAGGAACACAAUGUCUUAGUAUCCUCUUCGGGUUACUGAUUUCGUGCGGAACUGCAGACUAUAGUUAGAACACGUGCUGCUGCUCAACAAAGUAUGAUUGCAAAAGGGUGUUCGAAAUAGCAUUAUGGAUUGGUUAAUUCUUCAUGUAAUCUUUGAUAAACUCUACCAGCCCUCAGGGGACUUGGAGUUUUCCUUGGAUUUACCGUCCAAUUUUCCUUUAAAUAUAUACCAUUUUUACAGCAAUUCGAUAUCUUUUUAUUUACCAGCCAUUGCAUGGAUUCCCAUUUACAUGCCACAUGAGCAUGCUUCUGUAAAGUUCUGGAUUGUGCUGUAAUUUCAUUACAUUUUUUAGUUGUUGGAGACUGUUUAGUCGUUGUA